AUGUCGAACGGAGCACUUCGGGUUUCAAAAUUCGAGUUCGAGUCGGUAGGUAUCCGUUUUUGAGAGUAGUACUGCGAGAAGGCGCCUGGUGCAGCAAUGAGAGAAGUGGCCAUUAGCUCUGGUGGGACCAUAGAUCCCGCUCCUGCUGCGAGUUCUGCUGGGGCAUCCUCACCGGCUGUUCAAACAAAUGUUGGCAGUGUAGAUUGGUCUGGUCCUGGUCAGAAUUCCAAAGCAGCUUCUCAGUCUUGUGUUGGAUCGCAAGCUCCACGGAUUUCAGUAAGUACUAGUGCUGGUGGCUCUGCCCUUGGAUCAUCAAGAACUUCAUGUCGACCAUGGGAAAGAGGGGAUCUUCUCAGGCGCUUGGCUACAUUUAAGCCUAUGAAUUGGUUGGGGAAACCCAAGGUUGCCAGCUCAUUGGGUUGUGCUAAGAGAGGUUGGAUAAAUAUAGAUGUUGAUAAAAUUGAAUGUGAAACUUGUGGGACAAGCCUGCAUUUUGCAUCCUCCCCAUCCUGGACUCCUUCUGAAGUUGAAGAUGCUGGUGACGCCUUUUCCAAGCAGUUGGAUGUUGGUCACAAAGUUGCUUGUCCUUGGAGAGGAAACAUCUGUCCAGAAAGCCUGGUCCAAUUCCCUCCAACACCCCAGUCUGCCCUAAUUGCAGGAUACAAGGAUAGAUGUGAUGGACUUAUGCAGUUUCAGUCUCUUCCCAUAAUAGCUGAGUCCGCAUUGGAGAAUAUGCAAGCUUCUCGGGGUCCACAGGUCGAUCACCUUCUGUCCCUAUUGCAGAAUUAUAUGGCAGAGUUUGAAUCCAGAUCAGAGAGCGUACCAGAACUUGAUACUACUCGAGAUGGUGCAUUUUGUCUGUACUCUCAUUCUCAGAAGCUCAUAAGCUUGUGUGGAUGGGAACCAAGAUGGCUUCUAAAUGUUCAAGACUGUGAGGAACAUUCUGUUCAAUCAGCUAGAAAUGGAUGUUCUUUUGGCGCUAACAGAACACAAGUCCCUCUUUCACAGGAUCCUGGACCUAGCAAAAAUGCUCUUGCUCCUUCUGCCAAGGACACGGGGAAAAAUAAGUUAUUAGUCGUGGAGUCUAGAUCUUCAUUCAGGCUGCCCUUGUUAGACUGUAGCUUAUGUGGUGCUACUGUCAGGAUAUUGGAUUUUUUAACUGUUCCUCGACCUGCUCGUGUUGCUCCCAACAACAUUGAUAUUCCUGGUACAACCAAGAAAAUGGGAUUGACACGCGGAUUAAGUGCAGCCAGUGGAAUUAGUGGUUGGGGUGCUGCUGAUGAUCCAGGGAAAGAACAGACUGAAGACCGUGAUGAAGUAGGAACAACUGAUGAGAGAAAAUUGGUGCAAAAAGCAGAUGUUGAUUUGAACCUUACAAUGGCUGGGGGUCUGUCUUUCAAUAUGUUGGGUAGAACCACAACAUCCAGAAAUAGGAAUGAUGCAGACAUGGGUCGGGAUCUAAUUAUUAGGCAACCAUCAGGUAGUGAGGUUGGUGAUCGUGCAGCUUCUUAUGAAUCACGGGGUCCCACUUCUCGCAAGCGAACCUUGGAAGUAGGUGCCAGUUCAGAUGAUAGGCCACAGCUAUGUCCACAACAGGCUGAUAGUGUUGAAGAAACUGUCAUUGAUCGUGAUGGUGAGAAAUUCAAUGAUUGCAAGCAAUAUUCUGCCGGGCCUUCAAAACGUGCUCGUGAUUCAGAUGCUUUUGAUACUUUCUGCUCACCAUAUCCAAGAGACUCGUCUGAUGCAGGCCCAAGCCGUUCGGUGGAUUUUGAAGCUUAUGGAGAUGGUGGUAAUAGAGUUGCUCUGUUUAGGCAAGGAAGUAACAAGAUUAUUGAAAUCCCAUCAGCCAGAGAUUCAAUGCGCGCAUCCUCUGUCAUUGCAAUGGAUACUUUGUGUCACAGUGCUGAUGGUGACUCUAUGGAAAGUGUUGAAAAUUAUCGUGGGGAUGUUGAUGAUAUUCAUUUUCCCUCUUCUAGCACAUAUGGCCACCUUGACAUGAAUGAAACAUCAGAGUUGAAUUACAGUAAUCAAGCUCAGCAGAGUAUUUAUUUCCAACCAGCUGCUGAAGAAAUUCCAGGUGAAAUGGGCAUCAGUAGCACAAAUGACGGUGAGGAAAUUUUUAAUGCUGAAACUGUGACAGUACAGGCUAGGGAUGGGUUUAGUUUUGGAAUUAGUGGGGGGAGUGUUGGUAUGUGUGCCAGCCAUGAAGCUGAAAUCCAUGGAGCAGAUGUCUCUGUGCAUAGAACAGAUAGUGUAGUUAGCGACGUAGAACCCAGAAUGGAAGAUGCUGAAAAUCAGGGUCAAACUGGAGAAUCUGCUCCAGAUCCUGGGUUGAUGGAUGAGGUUGUCCCUGGUGAAAUAAAUAGGGAGGAUCCUCAUGGUGAUAGCCAGGAAAUGUUGUCUCGCUCCUUGGGAAGGGAUGACAAUGGUUCAAAAGUUGAUGGUUCUGCUAAGGCAGAGUCUGUUGAAAGUGGUGAAAAGAUAAGCCAAAGCUGCAAAGUAGUCCCCGAUAACUUUGUUCAUCCGUCUCUUUCCUGCAAUGCUAAUAUGUACUCUGGUAAUGAAACACCCAAGAGAGAGGCCAAAGAUGCUGGAAAAUCAUCUUCCAUAAACAAUUGUCCAGAGCCGGAGUUGGAUUAUGCUGUUGCAAAUGGAAUAGGCCCACCAAAAGGAGAAAGCAAUUAUGAAGAAACUGUAGAAUUUGAUCCAAUUAUUCAUCACAACCAAUUCUGUCCAUGGGUGAAUGGAACUGUUGCUGCUGCUGGUUGUAGUAGCUCCAGUGCUGAUGUCGUUGCACUUUGUGGGUGGCAGCUGACCUUGGAUGCUCUGGAUGCCCUGCGGUCACAGGGGCAUAUUCCCGUGCAGACAGGACAAUCUGAAUCUGCUGCAUCAUUGCAUAAGGAUGAUCACCAAACUCCUGGUAAAAAGCUCCAUCGACGGCAUCCUACGAACAAAAAUCACAGGCAGUAACAUGAAGUGUAAAGACACCUGCAAUGGCUAUAGAACAAGAAAUUUGGACAAACCUUGUACUGCAAACAUGAUUGUCUUCCACUACCCCCUGGGGAAGUGCUGAUGUAGAGCGUGGAAUAAGGCAUUUUCAACGGUUGGAGCUGGCACCAUCCCUAGGGGAACUUCUGUCAUUUCUUACUUUCCCUUCUUAUCUCAUGAUCAAGUAUUUUGUGUCAAUACUUGCUGCAUAGAUGAUCUAUAUUUUUGUCUUUAAGCUGGUUCUUCUCAACAUUAUGAAUAUUUAUUAUUAUGUGACAGUGAACAUUGCUGUCAAGUAAAAUCCCUUUUUUCUUAA
This is a messenger RNA of Hibiscus syriacus, 3304 nucleotides long. RefSeq lists its product as uncharacterized. NCBI's taxonomy places the organism in Eukaryota, Viridiplantae, Streptophyta, Magnoliopsida, Malvales, Malvaceae. The record is from RefSeq and is a predicted model, not a curated record. Gene Ontology annotation, cellular component: nucleus. Gene Ontology annotation, molecular function: zinc ion binding. The transcript has 8 exons. Bases 97 to 2970 code for a protein of 957 amino acids.